Rhodamnia argentea is the source of this 752-nucleotide messenger RNA. Its product is annotated as mitochondrial import inner membrane translocase subunit TIM14-1-like. Gene Ontology annotation, cellular component: PAM complex, Tim23 associated import motor. The transcript has 3 exons. The coding region runs from base 178 to 519 and encodes 113 amino acids. Lineage: Eukaryota; Viridiplantae; Streptophyta; Magnoliopsida; Myrtales; Myrtaceae. Gene Ontology annotation, biological process: protein import into mitochondrial matrix. Gene Ontology annotation, molecular function: ATPase activator activity. The record is from RefSeq and is a predicted model, not a curated record.
UUUACAUUACACCGGCCGCGAAGAGCCCCCCAGCGCUCCGGUCCGUUUUCACUGUAGCAGAGCCGGAAGCGAAACCCUAGCCCCCUCGCUCUCUCUCCCUCUCCGCGCUCCGGUCCUUCUCCACUGUAGCGGAGCCGGAAGCGAAACCCUACCUCUCUCUCUGUCUCUCUCUCUCCAAUGGCAACUACUCCACUGAUUGCGGGGGUUGCAAUAGCAGCUGCUGCGUACGCAGGUAGAUACGGCAUCCAGGCAUGGCAAGCCUUCAAGGCAAGACCACCUACAGCGAGAAUGCGCCGAUUUUACGACGGGGGCUUCCAGCCCACCAUGACGAGAAGGGAAGCAGCUCUGAUACUUGGUGUCAGAGAAAGAACUCCGGCAGAUAAGGUCAGGGAAGCGCAUAGGAGAGUUAUGGUUGCGAAUCAUCCAGAUGCUGGCGGUAGCCAUUAUUUAGCUUCUAAAAUCAAUGAAGCUAAAGAUGUGAUGCUUGGAAAAACUAAAAGCAGUGGGUCUGCAUUUUGAUGACCCUUUUCUGCAAGGCCGCAUUCUCAGGUUCCCGGUGGAUCAAACCGAUCUUGAUUUGUCGAGGUCGAGUAAGUGGGGAUUGGAAAUUCUCUUCUUCUUUUCAGUAGUUCACCCACAGGAACCAGGUCUUUCUUCUGCCCAUGAGGAAAUUAGAUUGGCCUAUGAUUCUUCGAAGAGCCGUUUGUUUCUUUUCGGAAUUUUUGUAGUUUACAUUGUGCCGAUUAUAGUUU